AAACUGCUGUUACUUCUAUCCGCCAUCUGUUGGAACAAGCUGUGUAAUCAAUUUAUAUUGUCAUUACAGUUUUCUGAAUUUAUUUUCCGAAGUAUCAUACAAAAACAAUAAUGCAUAUAUAUCGCACAUGAAAACCUUCACUUCAUUAGUACCAGUCAGAACGUGUGAACUAAGUCUGUCUUUUGAAUUUAGUGUUUUUGUGUUUUCGUUCAUUCGUCCAAGUUUAUAUUAUUUUACUGACCUCACUGCUGUUGUCUUUCUCCAAUCAACUAUUUUCCUUAUCAAUCGAAUUUUUAUCUUGAAAAGACUAUCAAGGGGCAUAGCAUAUACAAAUCCAAAUCCAAAUUACUUGCCCACAAAAGGAUAUAGUUAUAAUAAAUAGAAAAUGAAUCCCGAUAAUAAUGAAGUUCGAAGGGAAACUACAAUUGUUACAAUUGAAAGUAUACCAAAGAGGUUCGCUGAUGACAGUUUUAACCAGCAAGAAAUGAACCCUGAGAAAAAUGAAGUUGAAACAACCCCAACAAAUACAGCUGAAAGUACACCAAUGAGUGCCAAUCCUCCGAGCAAUCCUCAAGCUAGUCAAAAGGAAACACCGGAAGAAAAAGUAAGGGUGCACGAUAAAAAAUUACUGCAUUUACAAUCAUCAGAUGGAAUAAGUUUCUCAGUGCCUGUAGAAAUCACAAGAAUAUCGACCACACUCUAUGACAUGGUGGAAAACUUGGGGUUAGACGAUGAAGUGGUCAUCCUACCUAUAAUUGAGGGUAAUAUAUUGAGCAGAAUAAUUGAGUGGGCAGAGCGUUACGAAUUUGAUCCGGUAUUAAUAGAAAACCUUAGAGAUGUGAGACCAUUGUCCAAUUGGAAUGAUAGAGAAUUUGUCAAUUACGAAGCUACCACCUUGUUACAACUGUGCAAAGCAGCGGAUUAUUUAGAUAUAAAAGGAUUGUAUGACGUAACUUCUAAAGCAAUGUCAAAACAUCUGGACGGUAAAAACUUCGAUGAAGUAAUGGAAAUAUUAGAGAGGUCAAAGUGGGAAGCUUUUCAGGAAUCUAAGCCUAGAAUAUUAUAAUGAUAGAAACUUUCAAUCGAAAUUUUUUUAACUGAUGUUUUCAAUAAAAAUUCAAAUGUAUCACAUUUGAUGAUUAUAUUCAAUAAUUGAAUUAGUUUAAAAUUCACAGCAAUUAUUGAAACGUCUGAAAUUGGAGGAAAUAUUUGUUACCUUCACUUGUAUGUCUUUUAAUAAAUCAAUUUCUGUGUGAGAAA
Messenger RNA from Harmonia axyridis, 1260 nucleotides. RefSeq names its product S-phase kinase-associated protein 1-like. Gene Ontology annotation, biological process: SCF-dependent proteasomal ubiquitin-dependent protein catabolic process. Gene Ontology annotation, molecular function: cullin family protein binding. The coding region runs from base 386 to 1066 and encodes 226 amino acids. The record is from RefSeq and is a predicted model, not a curated record. The transcript has 3 exons. Gene Ontology annotation, cellular component: nucleus; cytoplasm. NCBI's taxonomy places the organism in Eukaryota, Metazoa, Arthropoda, Insecta, Coleoptera, Coccinellidae.